Molecule: messenger RNA, 2044 nt
Organism: Saccostrea cuccullata (small rock oyster)
Lineage: Eukaryota; Metazoa; Mollusca; Bivalvia; Ostreida; Ostreidae
Product: sodium-coupled monocarboxylate transporter 1-like
Exons: 16
Coding region: 1-1968 (655 amino acids)
Biological process (GO): transmembrane transport; sodium ion transport
Cellular component (GO): membrane
Molecular function (GO): symporter activity
Source: RefSeq, a predicted model, not a curated record
AUGGUGCAGUCAAAAUCAGAAUUCGAUGUUUGGGACUGGCUACUUUUCGGGGCCAUGUUGGCCGUAUCGGCAGGCAUUGGGAUUUUCUAUGCUUUCGUGGGUGGACGACAGAAAACAACUAGUGACUUCCUAAUGGGAGGCCGGAGUUUGCAAAUGAUCCCUGUGGCCAUUUCCAUCCUGGUAUCUUUCAUGUCGGCCAUUUUGAUUUUGGGCACUCCCGCAGAAAUGUACACCCAGGGGACGCAGUACUUUGUGUAUCUGUUCGGACUAAUCUUGGCAGUUAUCCUAGCCUCCCAGUUGUUUGUCCCAUUGUUGUACCCUCUCCAGCUAACAAGCUCAUUUGAAUACUUAGAACUGCGGUUUAAAUCCAAGGCCGCCAAACUAACAGGGACUAUUAUGAUGAUUUUACAACAGAUUAUUUACAUGGGUGUGGCUUCCUAUGCCCCGUCCACAGCGUUAGAAGCGGUGACUGGAUUUCCAACAUGGGCGACAAUCAUAACCGUCGGAGUUGUGUCUACGUUCUACACCUUCUUGGGCGGAAUGAAAGCUGUGAUUUGGACUGAUGUCUUCCAGUCUGUUAUCAUGGUUGCUGGACUUCUAGCUGUUGUUAUUCAGGGUACGAUAUCUGUUGGCGGAAUUGACACUGUGUGGAGAAUUAACGACGAGUGGCAAAGAAUUGAAUUUUUUGAUUUUAACCCUGACCCUACCCAGCGCCAUUCCUUCUGGUCCCUGAUUGUAGGUGGUAUGGUCGGGUGGACGGCUACAUAUGGUGUCAAUCAAGCCAGUGUACAGCGAUACUGUGCUCUACCUACUCUAGCUAAAGCAAAAACGGCUGUGCUUCUGAACAUCCUUGGCGUUACCCUUCUCCUCUGUGUGACCUGUGUAGCUGGGAUAGUGGUGUUUGCUUAUUACGUAGAGCAGGGCUGUGAUCCUUACACUAACAAGGACGUCAGCAACUCUAACCAGAUAAUUCCAUACUUUGUGAUGCAGACGCUUGGUUAUCCGGGGAUUCCUGGUCUGUUUGUGGCUUGUUUAUUUAGUGGUGCUCUCAGUACAAUGUCCUCGUGCCUGAACGCGUUGUCAGCGGUCACAUGGAAGGACAUUUUGGAACCUUUCCUCGGAGAGAAGACAGAAACCCAGAAAACCUGGAUCACAAGAAUUCUGGUUGCACUGUAUGGAGGAGCAGGGAUAGGAACUGCAUUUAUGGCAAUGAACUUAGGAGGAACUGUUCUCCAGGCCUCCCUGAGUUUUACCGGGGCUGCCUCUGGACCUCUGCUAGGGAUUUUUGUCCUGGGAGCUUUCUUUCCAUGGGCUAACUGGAUAGGUGCAAUAAUUGGCAGUAUCUUCGGGUUGGUACUUCCGUUCUGGAUCAGUAUCGGGGCCUACAGCGUAGUGGGAGCUCCAAAUCCUCUUCCAUUCCCAACAGAGAACUGCACUAGUCCUGAAAACUCGACCCUCCUUACUAACAUGACAACGACGACCACCCCAGUCCCACCAAUUGAGGGUGUGGAUGUCCUUUACACGAUCUCCUAUCUCUGGUAUCCCUCCAUUGGGACAGCCACUGUCGUCAUUGUUGGUUUGUUUGUCAGUCUGAUCACAGGUUUGACUCCUAAGGAUGAAGUAGACAGUAAAUACCUGAUUCCCUUCUUUGACCGGAUCUUCUGCUGUCUGCCCGGGAAGUGUCGCCGAUGUCUGCGAUGUUACAUAGAAUAUGAAGACCCAGAGGACAUAAAAGCAGAGAAAGAUAUAGAAUUCUCGGUAGAUCCUGACAGACCAGUCAUCCUACCGAUAAAGUCCGAGAAGUACCGAGAGAAGCACCAGGCUGAACCAAUAGGUGGUAUAUCAUACAAGUCCUUCUAUGUAUCAGAAAACGGGCAAAAUAACCCUGGGUUCGAUACGAACGAUGCACCGCCUUCAUAUUCAGAUGUUCAAGAAAAUGAUGGUGGAACGGCAAAGACAGAGUUAUAAUAAUUAAAAGAUUUCUCUAAACCAAUCAAAAUAUUCUGUGAUAUUAUCCAUUAAUAAAUCCUAUGUGUGGAUCUCA